Molecule: messenger RNA, 396 nt
Organism: Staurois parvus
Lineage: Eukaryota; Metazoa; Chordata; Amphibia; Anura; Ranidae
Source: the annotation of a GenBank genome assembly
AGUGUCCCCAUCAGAGUGUCCCGUUACAUCAGGUGUCCCCAUCAGAGUGUACCCUUACAUCAGAGUGUCCCCAUCAGAGUGUCCCCUUACAUCAGGUUGUCCCCAUCAGAGUGUCCCCUUACAUCAGGUGUCCCCAUCAGAGUGUCCCCUUACAUCAGGUGUCCUCAUCAGAGUGUCCCGUUACAUCAGAGUGUCCCCAUCAGAGUGUCCCCUUACAUCAGGUUGUCCCCAUCAGAGUGUCCCCUUACAUCAGGUGUCCCCAUCAGAGUGUCCCGUUACAUCAGGUGUCCUCAUCAGAGUGUCCCGUUACAUCAGGUGUCCUCAUCAGAGUGUCCCCAUCAGAGUGUCCCGUUACAUCAGGUGUCCUCAUCAGAGUGUCCCCAUCAGAGUGUCCCC